AUGUUCCUUAGAAUGGAGCUGAUUCCAAAACUUCUAGCUGGACUUAUGCUGCUGACCUUCUGCGUGGAGGGUUGCUCUGGCCAACACUGGUCCUAUGGGUUGCGCCCUGGAGGAAAGAGAAAUGCUGAAAAUUUGAUUGAUUCCUUCCGAGAGAUAGCCCAGGAGGUGGACAAACUAGCAGAACCCCAGCACGUGGAAUGUACCAUCCACCAGCCACGUUCUUCCCUCAGAGACCUGAAGGGAGUUCUGGAAAGUCUGAUUGAAGAGGAAACUGGGCAAAAGAAGAUUUAA
Cynocephalus volans (Philippine flying lemur) is the source of this 291-nucleotide messenger RNA. It is a transcript of the gene GNRH1, whose product is annotated as gonadotropin releasing hormone 1. Lineage: Eukaryota; Metazoa; Chordata; Mammalia; Dermoptera; Cynocephalidae. Gene Ontology annotation, cellular component: extracellular region. Gene Ontology annotation, biological process: multicellular organism development. The transcript is spliced from 3 exons. Bases 1 to 291 code for a protein of 96 amino acids. Gene Ontology annotation, molecular function: gonadotropin-releasing hormone receptor binding; gonadotropin hormone-releasing hormone activity. The record is from RefSeq and is a predicted model, not a curated record.